Octopus sinensis (East Asian common octopus) is the source of this 5777-nucleotide messenger RNA. RefSeq lists its product as uncharacterized. The transcript is spliced from 2 exons. Lineage: Eukaryota; Metazoa; Mollusca; Cephalopoda; Octopoda; Octopodidae. The record is from RefSeq and is a predicted model, not a curated record. The coding region runs from base 792 to 5471 and encodes 1559 amino acids.
UUCGUUUUUUUUUUUUUUCUCUCUCUACUGCAAAUGGACAAGACAGUGUGAGCCUUUUAUUGUAAGAUACCAGGCACAUAUACACACACACACACUGCCACCUUAGAACAAUAAGUACCAAAUAGAUCGGAGCAAAGCCAAGAUGAGUAGUUUUAGCCGAGUCAGAUUCCUUCUUAUAUUCUGGAGACAUUGGAUCCUGGAAUUCUGAUUGCAAGAUGUCUGUUACUAAUGUGAUAAUUUAAAUGAUGCAAGUUACCGUUAACCAUCGUCACCGUCAACAUACACACAGUUUGAAUAUUCUUUUAUUAUAUGCCAACUUCAGAGUACAAAAGAAGUAAAUAAUAAUAAUAAUAAUAAUAAUAAUAAUUAGCAAUAACCAAGCCUCAUUGGCUGCAUGGAGGUAUUAGAGAUUUUUAAACAAGCUAUCAAUAUAAUAAAUUUUCCAACCUGAUCCAUCAUCAAUAUGAUUAUUAAAGAAAUCUGCAGGGUAAAAUGGAACUAUUUUUCAACAAAAUCAUAUAUUGAAAACAAAUAAUUUCAAAAGUUAAAAGAUUUUAUUUAAUAAAGAAAACAGAGAAAGGAAACUUAUGAUCUUAAGACAUAACUUUACCAAGAUGAGAAUUCAUUGUCCAUUCCACUUUCAGAUUAUCCCUUUGGGUUCAUGCAGGUCCGGCCAAAAUGUUUGGUUCAUACUCUGAUUUUUCAGGUCUUGAUGUAAGAUCGAUAGCUCCCAUAUACUUCAACAUCAGCAAAAAUAAUAAAAUUGAAGAAAUCUCUUUGAUCUUGUUACCAUGGAUAUGAACCAAAUUGAUACAAGGUUGUUCUCUGAAAUGGAAGAAUCCUCAUUCGAGUCCGUUUCUAUUUAUGAUGAUGCUCCGCAGUUGGUCACCUCUGACACAGACCUGGCAGUUCAGUCAGUAUCCUCCGAUGUAUCAUUAACAAACUUCUUUCAGGAAACGCCAGCAUCAGCUGCAACUGAACUACCAUCAUCCAUAUUGUCAUCAUCAUCGUCAUCAUCAUCAUCAUCUUCAUCUUCCUCGUCAUUAACAACAGCAACACCUUCACUGUCAUUGUCAUCUUCCAACCAACAACCUCAGUCCCAAGCUUCACCUUCUAUUACGAUUGUUGAUGAAGAGCCUCUUGAUACUCUACAAAUUACCUCGGGGACACCUUCUAAGAACACUAAUGCCACUAGUGUUACGUUUUCAAAGCCAGUUCAAAGCAAUGAAAAUCCUUCUGCGUCUCAGCAAAACCUAACCAAUGUUUCCAGUCUUCCGGAUCAACAACAGGUUUACCAUUCCACCGAGGCAACGAAUGUUAUUGCCGAUGUAGCACCUUUACCCUCAGCUGUAAAUGGAGGGAGCAGUCAACCAGAGAAAUCAGAGAAAAACUCCGAACCAUCCCCUGGUGGAGUUUCUCUGUCAAAGAUAGAUAAGCCAUUCAAAUGUGAGUACUGUAAGAAGAUGUUUUCUCAGGCCUGUCACCUUACUCAACACAUUCGAACUCAUACAGGUGAGAGGCCUUUUAAAUGUGACUACUGCCAGAAGGCUUUCACUUUGCGUGGUGACCUCAACCGGCAUAUUCGCAUUCACACAGGAGAGAGACCAUUUCAUUGUCCACAGUGUCCGAAAGCAUUCACGCUCCGUGGUGACCUGACUAGGCAUGUCAAGAUACACUUAGGCACAGAUAAGCUGUUCAAGUGUAACAAAUGUGAGAAGCGCUUUACCAGUCUUCGCACUCUCUCGAUGCAUUGCCGGAAUGUUCAUUUCGAAGAGAAGCGCUAUCGAUGCAAAUACUGUUCUGAUUCGUUUCCUGCUCUGAGUCAUUUAAUAAAACACAUGAGACUCCACUCGCUGAGUCACGGAGAUGUUUCUGCAAACAAGGUGUAUUCCACAGGUGAGGUAGGGUUGAACAAGCCACUGAAGAUUAGAAGAAGCAAUGUAGUUCGCAACUUGGUGAGCAACCAAGCUUUAUCUCAGGAACAGAACAAGAAAGUUCUGCAAAACUCUUCAGCGUGGUUUAACAACCAGUCAAGAGAUUUAACCAAUAGGCAGGGAAGCAAGUAUAACUUGGACAAGUCUCUUGUGCCCACCACUUAUUUUUCAACACCUCAAUGUCGAAACGUCUUAGAUAAAGAACUUAAAAGCAUUUCAAAAAACCAGCACUUAAGCAAUAAAAGUAGCAAACGCUCAUUUGUAGAACAACAAGGUGCUGCAGCUAAAAUGCUCAAGCGGUCCGAAGUUGAAGAAGUGGUCAUUCUUGAUGAUGAUCCAAUAGAAGAUGGCUUAUCAGUCAAUCAAUCCAAAGAUGGGGGUAAAGACAGAUCAAAGGUAUCAGGUGGAAACAGUAAGGUGCAUUUGCCAAUUAAAACAAGUCGCAGUCAGGAACAUGGAAUAAAGAGCGAUUCCAAGAGAUUACUGAUUCACAGUCGAAACUUCUUGAAGUCAAACUAUUCCUCAGCUCCAAAAAAAGACCACGUCCGAAAACAGUUCCAGUUCUUUGUAAAUAACAGUAGGAAUUCCAUUGUUGGAAGAAGUCGGCUAGGUGUUCUUGAUAAGGAUGUACGGACAUCCAGUGAAGGCCGAGUGACAUCAAAAAGCAUUGCAAUACAAACUGAAAGAGAUAUAGAUGAGAAAAAAAUGGAAUUUAUCCGGAACAAUAUUGAAAGUGCUGAUCUGAAACAUGUUGCCGUGCAUUGCCGCACAAAGACUGGUCAGUGGCUAUUUUACUGUGAGAAGUGUAACGAGCUAUCCAUGAAUAUUGACUUCAACACAUUUUCAUUACUGAACUUAGCUCACCCGCCAGAUCCAUUAGGUAACUUAGAUCAUUCUCGUAACCCCGUUUCUACUGCUCCCAAAACAAAUGAAUUGGGGAGAGAGAGGUCUGAUAUCUCGAACUAUGAUACUUUAGAUCUGAACAGUGGGAAAAGUAAUAGCAGGAGAUUAUCAUUAGAAAAGGAACAAACUCGAAUCAAUAACAAGCCAAAUGUUUUGAGCAACCGAAGAAAGAACAACAUGCCAUCAAAGACAUUCUCUUGUGACCAAUGUCCACUGCAGUUCGUUGGAUCUGCUGAACUGGUCAACCACUUGAAAACUCACACAAGCCAGAACAAGCCAGAUAUUUAUUCAUCAAGCAGCAAUUUGACUGAAGCGAUUAAGAAAAACAGAGAACUAAUCCAGAUUCUCAAUGGUUAUUGCGAUCAGUCAGAAUUUGAUGACCAAUUCAUUAACAGAAGUUUGACCUUUGACCUUACAAACUAUCAGAAGUUUUCAUCUGAACUAAAUGAUUCUCAGUUCAGUUCCAGCUUUCCAGAAAACCUUUCCCAUAGUGACCAGUUUGUUAAUCUUGAUAGCUAUUGUGGCAAUAACGAAGACAUGGUACUUCUUGAAGAGAUUUCCACAACUAACACCAACACCACCAACAACAACAACAGCAACAACAAUAACAACAGUAUUGAAAUGAACUCAAUCACAGAUGCUGGUAGUCAAGACAGGCUUGGAGUAAAUUCUAGCAACAAAACCUCAAACACCAUCAGUAACUUUGAUGUAAAAUUGUCCCUAGUAAAUGACUGUUCAGAACUUUCUCAGGGUAACUUCAAAAAUGACAGUGGCACUUUCCUAACUGUAGACAAAUCUCAAGAUCUUUCUCGAAAUGAUAUCCUGGCAUCAAGAAAAGACCAGUGUGAUAAAGACAUCAAUUUCAUGACACACAAUGUAAAUUUUGAUGGCCAAGCAGGAGCAACUUAUUUAGAAGAGAAUGCUUACACAAGCAAUCAGCCAGUGAACCAACGAACCACAACGUCAUCAACAUCAUUAGCAGCAGCAGCACAAAAUGAAAUCAUUAAUGACAUUACUGUAGAUCUGAAUAAAUUUCCAGUGACAAGUGAGUCCAGUACUGACCUGCAGCAAAACUUCUUUUGUAUUGACCAAUCUGAAAGUGACCAAGAUUCACCUCUUGUCAUAACAUCUGUAUCUUCAGGAAACCUUCCUAAUGCAGAAGACUCAGCCAGCUCUGGACAUUCUCUGUACACCUGUGAGUUUUGUAAGGUUAAUUAUUUAACUGUUGACAAUUUCGUUAACCAUAUGUCAGUGCAUGAAGAUAAAAGAUUGUUUAAGUGUAUGAUAUGCCAUAUCUACUUCUCCACUGUUGAUUCAUUCACAACCCACUUCAGAAGACACACACCCAGACCAAAUUUGAAAUCAAACUCUUCUGUUAAAAUUGAUAAUUUGGAGAAAAGUUUCCAGAAGCAAUCAGAAACAAACUUGGAGACUGCAGGCCAACAAAAUUCCCAGAACAAAACCUCCAAACAGUUCAGUAGAGAUGGCUUAUUUCAGUGCAAAAUCUGUAGUAAGCAAUUUGAUAAUCACAGCAGUUUGGAGUCCCAUCUGAAGAACCAUACAGAACAAAGAUCCCUUCCAAGUUCUGAUUUGAUGACAACUUCUAGUUUGAGAAGUAGUAAAGAUUUGAGCCCAGAUAUCCAAAGAUCAGAAGCCUCCUCAGAAAAGGCCCAGUUUCAAUGUGAUCAGUGCUUGUCUACGUUUCAGCAUAAAAAUGAUUUUAUUUCUCAUUUGAAAACCCACAUUGAGAAUUUGGAGUUAGCAUAUAACCAAACUGAGGAGGCAAACAGUUUUCAAAAUGUGGACACUUUGUAUUUCAUUGAGAAAUGUAAAGAAGAAUACACAGAACCUACUCAAACAGAUCCUUUAAACGGUAAAGAGCUCAAACCUACAACAAGUCAAGAGAGUUCUUUGAGUACCACAUCUACUUUAGCUAACAGCGUUUCUGCUACAAACAGCCCUUAUUUGUGCAAUGUUUGUAAUCAGUCAUUUGUUGAGCGUCUGCAUCUUGUUAAGCAUUUAAUCACACACAUUGGAAAUAAACAGGUACUGAACAGCAGUUUAAGAAACCUAGACAGUUCACCAGCGUCUAUUGAAAAUGUAACUCAGGUACAGAACGACAAAUUGUAUAGUUGUAAACACUGCAACAAAGUGUUUACUCAUAUGCACCAACUACUGAAACAUAUGGCUGUGCACAGAAAAACCAAGUCUUUUGUCUGUCGCUUUUGCCAAAAGGAAAUAACUCUCUACAAAGACUUCAUCAACCAUCUGAAAAUUCACACAGGACCUUUGCAAUGUCCUGUCUGUCGAAAGACAUUUUUACAUUCGAGCCUUCUCAAAUCACACGUUCUAACUCACAACAUUGAGAAAGCAUUUGCUUGUCAGUACUGUGAUAAAUCUUUUGCCCAAUCAUGUCACUUAACACAGCACAUACGCACACACACAGGAGAAAAACCAUUUGCCUGUUCAUAUUGCCAUAAAGCCUUCUCGCUACGUGGCGACUUGAAUCGGCACAUUCGUACACACACUGGCGAGAAACCAUACAAAUGCAAUCUGUGCGAGAAAGCUUUUGCAUUAAAGGGAGACUUAACCCGACAUAAAAACACUCACAAAGCUGAAAUCAUAUUAACAUGAUAAACACUUAAUUUUGCUACACCAUACCAUAUAUGGCAGGAAUUUAAAAAAUUUUAUGAAACAAAAAAAAUUUUCCAAUCUAUUUAUUUUUCUUCAAAAAUUUUUUUUUUUUUUCCUUUUCACCAGUUCUUUGUUGCUUGCCAAUUUAGAGCAAGAAAUUAGUUUUUGUAGAUUUCUUGACGGGUAUAUAACAUGACUCUUGUGUUUAGGAAUUGAAACAGUGCUCACUUACUUCUUGGGGAUUAACUCUGUUCAAACCAAAUACAAAGAGGUAAAUUGCAAAUAUAUAUAUAUUUAAACCUUUCA